UAUGUCCUCUAUCCCCAAUUUCCGGUUUCCUCCUCAAAGCCUCCUGGAGAGGAGGAGAAGAAGGAGGUGAGCUGCCUCUGUCUCUCCUUCCAGCCCUCCUUUCCUUUUUGGGGGCCAUUGGGUCCUUCUCUCCCCAGAAGGGCUUUUCUGGUGAACUUGGAGGAAGUGUUUGUGCAUUUUAUCAAGGAGGAGUAGUGAUCUGGAACCAACAGCACAGGGAAAUCAUGGAGGAGAGUGAUGGGGCAAUGGUCUCUCUUGGUGCUGGCUAUCCAAUCCGAGAGGUGGCACUAGCUUCAACAGCAGAGAAGCCAUGUUCUAACUCUCUGAAUACAAGAACUGUCAUCCGCCAUGGCUCUAAGUUCAGAAACCCAGUUUGGGAAGUUCCAAAUGAAAGAGCUGGUUCUCGAGUUUUUAAAAAUGGUCCUUCAGAUGUGUUCGGUGCUGUGUCUGAUAGCUUUCCCACUUCGCCAGCAGCUCAGUCUUCCUGUGACAGUUUUGGUGAUGAAGGACCAGGUGAGGUGAUCACCAUGUCAGACAACUCCCCCAAUUCACUGGCAGCUCAAUCAUCCUAUGACAGUUUAGGUGAUGAUGAACUUGAUAGCAGCAACUGCAUUGAAUCAGGGACUCAAGAGCUGGAGCCAACUUCCUCAACCACAGAAGAGUCAAUUUCGAAUUUCCUGGAAACAGGAGAGAAACCAUUUAAAUGUCAGGUGUGUGAGAAACGGUUCAAUCAGCGAUCGCACCUCAAGAGACACCAAAUUGUUCACACAGGCGAGAAACCUUAUAAAUGCCACGUGUGUGGAAAAGCCUUUACUGAGAAGAGAAACCUCACGGCACAUUUGAUGAAUCACACUGGUGAUAAACCAUAUAAGUGUGAAGAGUGUGGCAAGAGCUUCAGUCAGCAGUCACAUUUAAAGAGACAUGAAAUUGUUCACACAGGCGAGAAACCACAUAAAUGCCCUGAAUGUGGAAAAGGUUUUUCUGAGAAGAGAGACCUCGUUGGACAUCAAAUGAAUCACACAGGAGAGAAACCUUUUAAAUGUGGGGAAUGUGGAAAGAGCUUCACUCGGAAGUCAAUCUUCAAUUCACACCUAACAAUUCAUACAGGAGAGAAGCCGUAUAAAUGCCAGGAAUGUGGGAAAGGUUUUAGUUACAGUUCAGGACUCAUUUUACAUCAAGUGAAACACACAGGAGAGAGACCAUAUAGAUGUUUAGACUGUGGGAAAUCCUUCAGUCAUCAGUCAAAUCUUAAGAGACACCAAACUAUUCAUGCAUGGGAGAAUCCAUAUAAAUGUCAAGAGUGUGGGAAAAGCUUUGUUGAGGAAAAAAGCCUCAUUACCCAUCAACUCAAUCACACAGGAAAUAAACCCUAUAUUUGUUUGGAGUGUGGAAAGACCUUCAGUCAAAAAUCAACCCUUAACGCACACAUAUUGAUUCAUACAGGAGCGAAGCCCUAUCAGUGCCUGGAAUGUGGGAAGAAAUUCACUCAGAGGUCAAACCUCAGUAGACACCAAAUGAUUCAUUCAGGGGAAAAAUCAUAUGUAUGUUUUGUGUGUGGAAAGGGCUAUGCUGAGAAGAGACUCCUAAUUUUGCAUCAGAGGAAACAUAUUGGUUAACUGCCAAGACCUGGAAUGUGUAAAGAACUUCAGCUGGAUAUUGAACCCCAGUAAUCAUCCAGUUAUCCACGCAGGAGAGACUCACGCACCAGUAAUUGGCCAUCCCAGGUUCCAUAUGUACUGCCUGCUGUAAAAGAGUACAAUUGAUACCUCCAAAUGGGUGCUUAGCAUCCACUGGACCCCUUACCAUAUCUUUAGGUCUGUGCUGAUGUUGUGGAACCUCCUGUGCUUCAUUCAUUCCAAUGAUACAGCUGUGUCCUGUGUUGUUUUUCUUCUGGGCUGCAAGUUAUACAGUAUCUUUCGUUUGUUGUUGUGUGUCUUCAGGCCAUUUCUGACUGAAUGGCAACCUUAAGAUGACCCUACCAUAAUGUUGGCAAGAUUUGUUCAGAGGAGGUUUGCCAUUGGCUUCUUUUGAGACAGAGCAUGUGACUUGCCCAAGGUCACCCAAUGGGUUUUAUGGACCAGCAGGUAUUCGAACCCUGGUCUCCAGAGUCAUAGUCUAACAUUCAAACCACUACACCAUGCAGGCUCUCAAGUUAUAUCUGUUAGUGGCCCCUUCCCUUGUUCUAAAAAUGUCAUUGAAGUUUGCAGACAUCCACCUACACCUGAAGUACAGCGAAUGACCAAUGACCACGUUAUUUCAUGUAUUUUGGGGGGAGUUAGUUUGUAUAUUUCUGUUCUAGAAAAUUCAUGCAGAUUUGCAAGUGGCUCUCUGUGGGAUGGGUCUGGGUUAGUUGAGUCCCCUAGAGUUUGCCCAGAAUGCAACCCAUUUUCUCAUUGAUGCUGUCCCAGAGGAAAUUCUGUGGCACAUUUUGUGUUGUUGGUGAAGCAGGUCUGAGGGAGAUUUGAAAGAGGAAAGGAACCAGAAAAUCUGAAUAAAAGGCACUAACUAGCUAGCGAUAACGGGGAACGGGAAAUGCUGCCCAAGUGCAGUCUACCAGUGCAUAUUGAAGCCUCGCUUUUGUUCAGUAUAUAGUUGAUCACAACAUGAGCAUCACAGAACCAGUCUUUUAGUGGGAUAAACUACUUAGCACUAGUAAGGAGGAUCCAGAGGGAUUGAAGAAAAGGUUGUAAUAGUCAUGUAUUGUAAGGGAUGCCUAAUUUUACACAUCUCAUAUCUUCCUUUACUUGCCAUUUUCCCGAGAUAAACAGCUACAGACGUUGCAACCUCUCCUCAUUAGGUGAGUUGCUUCUGGGGAUGAACUUAGAAUAUGGUGCACUGGACAAGGAGUGUCUUUGAGUGGCCCUUUAUAGCUUGCAGGGCUACUUGGCAGAUUUGUGGACUCCGGGGUAGGUAGUACAGUGGUCCUGCUGAUCCAUUUGGGGCAGGAAUGUCAACAUAUGUGGACUAAUCCAGAAUUCUGGCUUGCAGCUCCUCUUCCCCUAAGUACUUCCUUCGAUUUCUAAACUGCUUCUCUCCUUGUGCGUUUCUGCUCCCUGGAGCUCAGUCUUGCUUGUCUUCUGGUUGUGGCCUGGUGCUAGUCUUUUCCACUUCUCACUCCCCUGUUGUGCAGCCUUACACCAUUCUUAAUGCCUUUCUAUGUGGUAACUACUAUGGAAGAUUACUCCAGUUGCAUCUCAAGCUGCACUCAGUUACCUCUUGGUCUCUUUUUGGUGUCAGGCUUGGGAUUCUUCCUCUGACAGGAACAGGCUAUCUGCUUGGACAAGAGAGUCACUUCAUAAAGCUUUAUGAAGUGCUUUAUAGCUAGCUCUGUAACCAGGAUUCCUUGGCCUGGGCUACAUAAGCAUGCCUGGCCAGACUUACCUCUGGUGCUCCUAUAAUAGAAAGGUUUUUCAUUUUGGCAGUCGACACUUACAGUUGGGCAGCAGUCUCCCAAUUAAAACAUUUUAUAGCCUGCUGAAUUUUGAGUCACGGAGCAAAUAAUAUGCGCACACAACAUGCAUAUACAGUCGGCCCUCUGUAUCUAUGGUUUGAAGCAUCCAUGGCUUGAAAAUAUUUUUCAGAAACUCCAUCAAGCAAACCUUGAUUUUGCUAUUUUAUAUAAGGGAUACUGUUUUACUAUCCUCAAAUUAACACCUGUUCUGUUGAACAGAGAGCUCUGUAAAAUAUUUCAUGUCAGAGAAAUGAUCCCGUUAUACCCCAAUUAAGUGCUGAGAUUCAUUGUCAUCUUAAUCCAAUAUAGCAUGGAAAUGCCAAACAGAGCAGCGUACCUGGCCCUGUUUGUCCCCAGCAGGGUCCUAACGGGUCAGUAUGAGUGAUUUCUUAUUUUGCUCCAGCUCUAGUACUAGAUCCUAUUUUGGGGAUGGCUCUCACAGGAUAACUGUUGUGGUGCUAUAGGUUUAUGUGCUUUAGAAUCAUAGAGUUGGAAGAGACCACAAGGGCCAUCCAGUCCAACCCCCUUCUGCUAUGCAGGAAAUCCAAAUCAAAGCAUCCCUGACAGAUGGCCAUCCAGACUCUGAAGACCUCCAAGGAAGGAGGCUCCAUCCUCCUCCAAGGGAGUGUGUUCCACUGGUGAACAGCCCUUACUGUCAGGAAAUUUCUCCUAAUGUUGAGAUGGAAUCUCAUUUCCUGUAUUUAGUGCUUAACUUUGUUCAGUAUAUACAAUAGCAAGUACAUUUCUAUACCACUUAUCAGUGCACUUAAGCACUCCCUAAGUGGUUUACAAAGUGUAAGCUAAUUGCUCCCAACAAUUUGGUAACUCGUUUUAGCGAUGCUUCAGCCCUUUUGCUAGUAUUGAACUUGCAACCUUAUGGUUUUGAGUGAGUGGCUGCAAUACAGGCAUUUAACCACUGUGCCACAAUGGCUCCUGCUGCAGACUGCCCUUUCUGAAAUCUCUUUAGCAAUGAGGAGGCUCUUUGAUGGUGUACCGUGUUAUGUGCCUCCAGGUCAACUCUUUCACUGUACAGUGAACCCCACAGUUUUCUUGACAAGAUUUAUUCAGAAGUUGUUUCCUCUUAGGCUGAGAGCAUGGGGACUUACUCAAGACCCCUCCCCUCAAGUGGGUUUCUGUGGCUGAGGAGAUUUGAUCACGCCAGGUCCUUGUACACUACAAGAUACCAGGCCUUAAAAUUUGUUUAUGUGGGCCACCCAAGUCAUUUUUGACUUAUGGUGACCCUAAAGUGAAUGUACCAUAGGGUUUCCUUGACAAGAUUUGUUCAGAGGGGUUUGCCAUUGCCUUAUCUGAGGCUGAAAGAGUGGGCUUGCCCAAAGUCACUCUGGGUUUUUUAUGCUUAAGCUGAGCAUUGAAUCCUGAUCUCCAGAGUCAUAGUCCAAUGCUCAAACCACUACACCACACUGGCUCUUGGGUCUUAAAAUACUGGGCUUCAAAGUACCAAACCAGGUCUUGAAAGCUAAAUGACCUAUGCUACCAGAUCUGAAAAUUCAGGUUGAGUCUCCCUUAUCUGCAAUUCUAAAGUAUUCCAAAACUCCACAUCUGUGGCUGAGACAAGGACACCUUUGCUUUCUGAUGGUUCAGUGUACAUCGACUUUAUUUUCUGCACAAAAUGAUUUAAAAUACUGUGCAUAAAAUUACUUUCAGGCUAUGUGUAUAAUGGGUAUAAGAAAUAUAAACAAU
Molecule: messenger RNA, 5152 nt
Organism: Sceloporus undulatus (fence lizard)
Lineage: Eukaryota; Metazoa; Chordata; Lepidosauria; Squamata; Phrynosomatidae
Product: zinc finger protein OZF-like
Exons: 8
Coding region: 225-1616 (463 amino acids)
Biological process (GO): regulation of transcription by RNA polymerase II
Molecular function (GO): DNA-binding transcription factor activity; RNA polymerase II cis-regulatory region sequence-specific DNA binding
Source: RefSeq, a predicted model, not a curated record